This is a messenger RNA of Acipenser ruthenus (sterlet), 2405 nucleotides long. RefSeq names its product hepatoma-derived growth factor-related protein 2. NCBI's taxonomy places the organism in Eukaryota, Metazoa, Chordata, Actinopteri, Acipenseriformes, Acipenseridae. The transcript has 16 exons. Gene Ontology annotation, biological process: regulation of transcription by RNA polymerase II. Gene Ontology annotation, molecular function: double-stranded DNA binding; transcription coregulator activity. Gene Ontology annotation, cellular component: nucleus. The record is from RefSeq and is a predicted model, not a curated record. Bases 218 to 2191 code for a protein of 657 amino acids.
CCCUCCUGCAGUUCGUGGGAGCAUUGCGGGGUAGUGCUUCCUGCUCCGAGGCGGCUUGUGUUCGUCUCAUAAAUAAACUCUCGAUCUGAAGCUCUUACGGGUUUUUAUUUCAAAUUAAAAGCAGCGCGCCUGCACACAGAAGGUGUUAUCUGCAUAUUUAUUUAUAUAUAUACAGAUAUAUGUUUUAAAAUCAAGAUAAACGUUCAGGAGAAGGAAGAUGCCUCACAAUUUCCAGCCGGGGGACUUGGUCUUCGCGAAGAUGAAGGGUUACCCGUACUGGCCGGCGAGGAUUGAAGAAGUGGCCGAGGGGGCGGUGAAGCCUCCCCCAAACAAGCACCCCAUCUUCUUCUUCGGGACACACGAAACUGCGUUCCUGGCUUCGAAGGAUCUGUUCCCAUAUGAGAAGAGCAAGGAGAGGUACGGGAAGCCCAACAAGAGGAAAGGCUUCAACGAGGGAUUGUGGGAAAUCCAGAACAACCCGCACGCCAACUACAACACCCCCGCCGCAGCCAGCUCUUCUGACAGCGAGGGCGGAGCAGGAAGUGAUGCGGAAGAGGAGGGGCCAAAGAAAGCAGAGUCAGGAAGUGAUGCGGAGUCUGAGCACGGAAGUGAGCCUGGUGGAGGAGGGGGAGGGGUGAAGAGGAAGGCUCCGCCCACAAAGGUGCAGCCGGCGAAGCGCGUCCGGAACUCUUCGAGCGAUCGAGAGCCGGAGCAGGAGAGCGACUCGGGAUCCGACCCGGAGAACUCGGGAAGCUCGGACUCGGAAUCGGAGAAGAACAGCGACCAGGAUUUCACCCCGGAGAAGAAGCCUGCAGGCCGGGCUCCCAGGAGGACAGCGGGAGGAGGGGGGCGGACACAGAAGCAGGACUCGGACUCAGAUUCCAAAUCGGAUUCAGAACCGGAACCAAAACCCAAACCAGCACCUGAGCCCGAGGAGGAAGAGGAGGACGAGAAAGAGGGGAAGGCAGCAGCAUCAGCGUCCUCCGAGUCCAGAUCAGAGUCCAGAUCCGAGUCUGAGUCGGAUCGACCCGUGAAGAAAGCGCGCCGGGGCAGGAAGCCAGCUGCAGAGAGGCCGCCCCCGAAGCCGAGGGGCAGAAAGCCGAAGACAAAGCCGGUCCCGGCCCCAACGCCGUCGAGCUCGAGCAGUGACAGCGACAGUGAGCCGGACCGCAUCAGCGAUUGGAAGCGGAGGGAUGAGGAGAGGAAGAAGGAGCUGGAGGAGAAGAGGAAGAGGGAGCAGGACGAGGAGCUGCGCAGGCUGAGGGAGCGAGAGAAGGAGGAGGAGGAGCAGAGGAAGAGGGAGAAGGAGGACAAGGGGAACAAGGCCAGCGAAAGCGACUCCAGCGACACUAGUGUGGAAGAAGGGGGCCGCAGAGACAAGCCCAGCAAGAUGACCAAGAAACCGCCCCCCCCCAAACCGGCCAAAUCCGACUCGGACUCGGACUCGGAGAAGGAGGUGAAGAAACCAGCCAAGCGCCCUGAAGCAGUAAAGAAGGUCCGACCGCGGAAAGACAAGGAGCCGAAAGAGAGGAAGCGGAGGCACACGGAGGAUAAGCCCAGGGCCAGGUCGGUGAAAGCAGAGAGGCCGAGGAGGAGACCAGAGAAAGUCCCGGAAAGGAGGGUGGAGAAGAAGAAAGAGCCGUCCCCUGAGGAGAAGUUGCAGAAGCUCCACACUGACAUCAAGUUUGCCCUGAAGGUGGACAGUCCCGAUGUGAAGAAGUGUCUGCAGGCUCUGGAGGAGCUGGGCUCUGUGCAGGUGACCAGUCACAUCCUGCAGAAGAACACAGACGUGGUGGCAACCCUGAAGAAGAUUCGUCGGUACAAGGCCAGUCGGGAGGUGAUGCAGAAAGCUGCCGAGGUUUACAACAAGCUGAAGCUGCAGGUUCUGGGGGGAAAGGCCGAGCCGCUGCAGAAACCCAAACAGCAAGUGAAGAGCGAGGAGGACAUGCCACCGGACACGGACUCAACAACACCAGUGAACGGGGAGGCGGAGCCACAGAAGGCAGACAGCGAAUCGGCAGAGCCGGCAGCAGACGACCCAAAAUCACCCGGAACAGAGAACAUGGACACUGCAGAGCAGCGCCAGAACAGCCAGGAGAAGGCAGACGAAGCGUCAACAGAAAAGAAUGACAUCAUGGCCCUGGAGCCAGCCGUUUCCAUGGAGACAGAGCCGGGUGCCAGCGAGAGCUGAGACUGUGUGGGAGUGAGCACAAAGGAUUGUGGGAUGUAGAUUAUAAACUAAACAAAGCCUGGCUCCCUCGCACUUCCGGUCUCCGACUUCUUCUGAUUUUUUUUUUUUUUCACUCGUUAAUAACUUUAUAUUUCAGUGAAAGCUGUCUGCUGUAUAUAUUGGUACAAUAGGGCAAUAAGUAUGGAAUCACACACUCUUUCUCCCGCCCCCCCCC